This is a messenger RNA of Carassius auratus (goldfish), 1297 nucleotides long. Its product is annotated as sodium-dependent lysophosphatidylcholine symporter 1-like. Gene Ontology annotation, molecular function: symporter activity. Gene Ontology annotation, biological process: carbohydrate transport. The transcript is spliced from 12 exons. The record is from RefSeq and is a predicted model, not a curated record. Bases 50 to 1297 code for a protein of 415 amino acids. NCBI's taxonomy places the organism in Eukaryota, Metazoa, Chordata, Actinopteri, Cypriniformes, Cyprinidae. Gene Ontology annotation, cellular component: plasma membrane.
UACUUGUCAAAAAGUAAAGACACAGAAAAACUGUCGAUGCUUUUCCCCGAUGACAACGAUGGCGAUCAACAACGGGAAUAUACUGGACCGUCGCACCGAUGAGAACAUAGCAUGUGUGACGGAAAACGAUGACACUCAGUCGAAAACUCCCGGCAUCCCUUUAUCCAGAAAACUCUGCUAUGCCAUUGGAGGAAUGCCUUAUCAAAUGACUGGAACCACUAAGGGCUUUUUCAUGCAGAUAUUUUUACUGGAUGUUGUGAAGAUGGGAGGUUUUUCUGCAUCCAUCAUUCUCUUCCUUGGUCGAGCUUGGGAUGCCAUUUCGGAUCCUCUGAUUGGAUAUGCUGUGAGUAAGAGUGGCCGGACCAGAAUUGGCAAACUUAUUCCUUGGAUUGUGUUCACAAUGCCACUUGGGGUCCUAUCAUACAUUAUGCUCUGGUAUACCCCACAGGACACCAUGUCCCCUGCCUUCAGUUUCGGCUGGUACUUCACAUGGUGCUGUCUGUUUGACACCUUCAUGAGUUGCUACCAUGUGCCAUAUUCUUCCCUAAACAUGUUUCUGGGAGGGAAUGAGAAGGAUCGAGACUCAGCCACUGGUUACAGAAUGGGCAUGGAAGUGUUCGCUACCCUGGCAGGAGCUGCCAUUCAGGGUCAGAUAGUUGGGGUGCACCAUGCAAAGAGGACACAAGUCUGCAGUUUACUGAAUGGCACGGAAGGGUCUUCUGGGAACCACACAGACUCACUGGAUGACAUAUCUGACACUCUACAAAAUACAAGAAGAGCCUAUUUGACUGGAGCAUUAGUAAUAGGAAUGCUGUACUUCCUGUGCUGCCUUGUGCUUUUUCUUGGAGUGAAGGAGCAGUUGGCCCCUCUAAGUAAACUGGACAGCAUAAAUAUCCCCUAUCUAACUGGAAUGAAGAUGGUGGUGAGACACACUCCAUAUGUGUGGCUUGUAUUUGGCUUCCUAUUUGCUUCACUUGCCUUCCAGAUGGCUCAGGGGAAUUUUGCCCUCUUCUGUACUCAUGCAGCGAAUAUGGGAGCAUAUUUCCAGCAUCUUGUUCUCAUACUAUUGACAUCAGCUACAAUAUCCAUCCCAAUGUGGCAGACACUACUGGUCAAAAAAGGCAAAAAGACCACCAUAUUCAUCGGCCUAUCAGUAUAUAUCCCAGCUCUAAUUGUGAUUUCUCUAGUGAAAAGUAAUUUACCCAUCUUCAUUAUUAUGUCCAUGUUAUCUGGCACAAGUCUGGCAGCCCUCUAUCUACUCCCUUGCUUUGCAGGAUACAAGCCUGGUGCUUUGUAA